Molecule: messenger RNA, 575 nt
Organism: Salvia splendens (bonfire salvia)
Lineage: Eukaryota; Viridiplantae; Streptophyta; Magnoliopsida; Lamiales; Lamiaceae
Product: 60S ribosomal protein L35a-3
Exons: 3
Coding region: 65-403 (112 amino acids)
Biological process (GO): translation
Cellular component (GO): ribosome
Molecular function (GO): structural constituent of ribosome
Source: RefSeq, a predicted model, not a curated record
UGUCGUUAAAUCCCCUUGUAAAAUUAGGGUUUGUCCGUUGGUUCAGAGCAUUUGGGAAGCAGCAAUGGUGAAGGGUAGGCAAGGCGAGCGCGUGAGACUCUACGUCCGCGGUACAAUCCUAGGAUACAAAAGGUCGAAGUCGAACCAGUAUCCAAACACGUCGCUGGUUCAGGUAGAGGGCAUGAACACUCAGGAGGAAGUGGCGUGGUAUCUCGGGAAGAAAUUGGCCUACAUUUACAAAGCCAAAGUUAAGAAGAACGGCUCUCACUAUCGCUGCAUUUGGGGCAAGGUCGCGCGCCCCCACGGCAACAGCGGCGUCGUUCGCGCCAAAUUCAAGUCCAAUCUCCCUCCCAAAUCCAUGGGAGCUAGAGUGAGGGUUUUUAUGUACCCAAGCAACAUUUGAAGUGAUCACCGCCACUCAAGCGUUGUGUUUUAGUUUUGUGACUAUGAAACAGUUCCAUGACUUAUAAUUUUGUUUUAGUUUUUGAAUCUGUUGCCAGAUUGCGUUCUUGUUCGUAAUGGCUGUUUUGGAUUUACCUAUUGCUGUUUGGUUUAGUUUUGUCAAGUUCGAAUAA